Diaporthe citri is the source of this 240-nucleotide messenger RNA. RefSeq lists its product as uncharacterized. NCBI's taxonomy places the organism in Eukaryota, Fungi, Ascomycota, Sordariomycetes, Diaporthales, Diaporthaceae. The coding region runs from base 1 to 240 and encodes 79 amino acids. The transcript is spliced from 2 exons. The record is from RefSeq and is a predicted model, not a curated record.
AUGUCUCUGAGAUCGUGUCCCAAGAAAGCAUGUCAUACCGAGACAGAUCCAGAGGGCUGUACGGGGUACCACCGGGGCAAACGCCCCGUGACACCAGCGCCAGAGAUGACUGAGUCGGUCGUCGAUGAGCUGCCGUCUCUGGAAACGGCGCCAGUGCCUGGUCUCGGUAACAUCCCACGGCCAUUCCAACGGCCAGCCGCGUCCGCCGGGACACACGUGAAAUAUCUCGUGGAUGUGUGA